Molecule: messenger RNA, 5406 nt
Organism: Glossina fuscipes
Lineage: Eukaryota; Metazoa; Arthropoda; Insecta; Diptera; Glossinidae
Gene: MRP
Product: multidrug resistance-associated protein 1
Exons: 14
Coding region: 137-4768 (1543 amino acids)
Biological process (GO): transmembrane transport
Cellular component (GO): membrane
Molecular function (GO): ATP binding; ABC-type transporter activity; ATP hydrolysis activity
Source: RefSeq, a predicted model, not a curated record
AAAAAACCAAGUGCACUUAUCGGUAUUAAAUAAACAAACAUUAUCAUAACAGUACUUAUUAACUGUUAUUAAUCCGAUCAAUUACACCGACCGAGAAAAUUAGUUAAGAGAAGGACAAAUACAAGAGAUAGCUCAUAUGGAUGAAUUUUGCGGUUCAACAUUUUGGGAUGCGAACGAAACGUGGUAUACAAAUAAUCCAGACUUUACGCCUUGCUUUGAACAAACAGUCCUAGUGUGGGCACCAUGUUCAUUUCUGUGGCUUUUUUCGAUAUUUGAUUUCUACUAUCUGAAGGCCAGUUUAGAUAAAAAUAUACCAUGGAAUAAAUUAAAUAUCAGUAAAUUAUUGCUGACCUUGAGUCUUUUGCUGCUAACAGCAGUUGACUUUUUCUCUGCAUUGGUGAAGGAGGGAAAUAACGAGACCGCAGAUUUAAUUUAUCCGGUUGACGUGUGGACACCGGUUGUCAAGUUCGCUACCUUUUUAUUGAUAUUUAUAUUUAUUCCGUUGAACCGCAAAUAUGGUGUACAAACAUCUGGUUGCCAAUUUUUAUUUUGGCUUCUUCUAGUCAUUUUUUCAAUUCCAAGAUGUCGUACUGAGGUGCGAGCUAAACGAGACCGUGAUAACGUAUUGCAAUCUGUUACAGUCGAUAAGCCAGAUUAUUCUUGGGAUGAGUACAAAUAUAUAAGCUUUAUGGUGUAUUUUGCUUUUUCUUGUGCCAUGUUGUUCCUUAAUUGUUUUGCCGACGCUAUGCCACGCGAUACAAAAUAUGAUCGCUCUGAAAAUGAAAUCCCCGAGAACUCGGCCAGUUUCUUGUCCCGCGUCACCUACCAAUGGUUUGAUGGAAUGGCUUUAAAGGGUUAUCGUAAACCUCUCGAAGAAAAGGAUCUUUGGGAUUUACGUGCUCAAGACAGCUGCAAGGAAAUAAUGCCAAUUUUUGCCUAUUACUGGAAUAAGAAUGUACGAAAAUACUAUAAGCUAGGUGCUGUCCAACCUAAGGCCCAAUACAAAGAUGGUACCGUAAUUUUUGAUAAUCCUCACGUUAAGAUGGGCAAUAAAAAGGGCAUGGCUUCUAUUAUGCCGCCCAUAAUUCGUUCGUUUGGCGGUGUCUUUUUAUUUGGUUCAAUGAUGAAAUUAUUUUGCGAUAUUUUGACUUUUGUACAACCACAAAUUUUGCGUUUGAUUAUCGCUUUCGUAGAAGAUAAUGCAAAUGGAGAAACUGAAAGUCAGCCUGAGUGGAAGGGCAUUUUAUAUUCUGCACUGCUUUUUUUGGUAGCAGCUGCUCAAACCUUCAUUUUGGGACAAUAUUUUCAACGCAUGUUUAUUGUGGGCCUACGAAUACGAACGGCUUUAAUUAACGCCAUUUAUCGUAAAGCGUUGGUUAUAUCAAAUACAGCACGUAAAGAGUCUACUGUUGGAGAAAUUGUUAAUUUAAUGGCAGUUGAUGCGCAACGUUUCAUGGAUUUAACUACUUAUUUAAAUAUGCUAUGGUCAGCUCCGUUACAGAUUGCUUUGGCUUUAUAUUUUCUUUGGGAACUACUGGGUCCUUCAGUAUUGGCUGGCUUGGCCGUUAUGAUUAUAUUAAUACCUCUCAAUGGAGUUAUUGCUAAUCGUAUCAAAACUUAUCAAAUUCGCCAAAUGAAAUAUAAAGAUGAUCGUGUUAAAUUAAUGAACGAAGUUUUGAGCGGCAUUAAGGUUUUAAAAUUAUACGCUUGGGAACCUAGUUUUGAAAAAAAAGUGUUGGAAAUACGUGAUAAGGAAAUCGCUACUUUAAAAUCUACAGCCUAUUUAAAUGCCAGUACAUCUUUUUUAUGGUCGUGCGCUCCAUUUUUGGUAUCCUUGGCCACAUUUACCACCUAUGUAUUGGUGAGCGAUGAGAAUCAUUUAACGGCCACCAAAAUUUUUGUAGGACUUUCCUUAUUUGAUAUCAUUAACUUACCAUUGAUUGCGAUACCGAUGUUAAUGGUGGACAUAGUAGAGACUCAAGUUUCUGUGAAUCGUAUUAACAAAUUUAUGAAUAGUGAGGAAUUAGAUCCAAAUAAUGUACAACAUGACAGCACCAAACCUCAUCCCUUAAUUAUUGAAAACGGUAGUUUUUCAUGGGGAGACGAUGAAAGCACUCUGAAGAACAUAAACAUUGAAGUGAAAAAGAAUACCUUGUGCGCUAUUGUGGGCACAGUGGGUUCAGGCAAAUCAUCUAUUUUACAAUCAUUCCUAGGCGAAAUGGAUAAAAUUUCGGGCAUUGUAAAUACCGUAGGCUCUAUUGCCUACGUUCCGCAACAAGCCUGGAUACAAAACGCAACCUUUCGCGAGAAUAUUUUAUUUGGCAAGCCUUAUGAUCGCCGUCGUUAUAACCGGGUAAUUAAUGCCUGUGCUCUAAAGCCCGAUAUAGAUAUACUUUCCGCUGGCGAUUUAACAGAAAUCGGUGAAAAAGGCAUCAAUUUGUCGGGAGGUCAAAAACAACGUAUAUCUUUGGCCCGAGCUGUUUAUAACAAUGCUGAUAUAUACCUCCUGGAUGAUCCGUUAAGUGCCGUGGACUCUCAUGUGGGCAAACAUAUAUUCGAAGAAGUGAUAGGACCCGGUGGUAUAUUAGCGAAUAAAACUCGUAUACUCGUUACUCAUGGCAUAACCUUUUUACCUCAAACCGAUAAUAUAUAUGUUAUGAAAUUGGGUGAAAUUAGUGAAAAUGGCACCUAUCAAGAUUUAUUAAAUAAACGGGGAGAUUUUUCCGAUUUUUUACUGCAACACAUACAAGAGGGCAAUGAGGAAGUUGAAAAUUUGGAUGAAAUUAAACUGCAUUUGGAGGGUAAUCUACAGUCGGAAGAGUUAAAGGAUCGUUUUCAAAAAGCUAUCACAUUAGCUAGAACAGAAAGUCUCUCAGACGCAGUAUCUGUGCAUUCGUUAGAGAGCACCAGUACUGUUAGGCGCCGUAAGUUAGAAAGAGAAAGCUCAGAAAUAUCCAUAAAUUCGAUAAAUUCCAGAACCAAACUAAACAUAGAAGAACAAGGGAAGUUAAUUGAAACGGAAAAGUCACAGACCGGUGGUGUGGAAUUUGCCGUCUACAAGCAUUACAUUAAAAGUGUCGGCGUAUUUCUAUCAAUGGCUACGUUAUUAUUGAAUUUUAUUUUCCAAGCUUUUCAAAUCGGUUCCAAUUUAUGGUUAACUCGUUGGUCAAACGAUAAACGUGUCGAACAUGAUACCAGUUUACGUGACAUGUAUCUGGGUGUGUAUGGCGCCUUCGGUUUCGGUCAAGGUGUUUUUGCCUACUUCGCCGUGGUCUUUGUCUAUUGCGGAACUUUUGAAGCGGCGAAGAAAAUGCAUAACGAUUUAUUUCAUGUAAUCUUACGUGGAUCGGUCUGUCGUUUUUUCGAUAUUACGCCAAUAGGCCGCUUACUUAAUCAUUUUAGCGGUGAUAUGGAAAUCAUUGAUAAUGAACUCCCAGGAACAUUGGAUAGUUUCCUUACGUUUAUAUUUUUGGUUUUAGCCACAAUUGUGGUUAUUAGUAUAUCAACGCCGAUAUUCUUGGCCGUCAUUAUACCCAUAGCGUUUUUAUACUAUUUUGCCCAACGUUUCUAUGUGGCCACCUCUAGGCAGCUAAUGCGCUUGGAGUCAGUAUCGCGUUCACCGAUUUACUCACAUUUCGGCGAAACAAUUACCGGUGUAUCGACGAUAAGAGCUUACGCUGUACAAGAUCGAUUCAUUGACGAAUCGGAUAAUAAAGUUGAUAAGAAUCAAGUGUGUAAAUAUCCUUCUCUAAUAGCGAAUCGAUGGCUGGCUAUUCGCUUGGAAAUGGUUGGUAAUUUAAUUAUAUUAUUCGCUUCGCUAUUUGCGGUCUUGGGCGGUCAAAGUAAUCCUGGCUUGGUGGGCCUAUCGGUGUCGUAUGCUUUGCAAGUGACUCAAACAUUAAACUGGUUGGUGCGUAUGUCUUCCGAUAUUGAAACAAACAUUGUCGCUGUGGAACGCAUUAAAGAAUAUGGUGAAACUAAACAAGAAGCUCCUUGGGAGGUUGAAACACUCAAACUGCCGAGAAAUUGGCCAAAUGAGGGCCGGGUAGUGUUUGAAAACUUUAAAGUCCGUUACCGUGAGGGUUUGGAUUUGGUAUUGAAAGGCAUUAGUUUUACCAUAAAUGGCGGUGAAAAAGUAGGCAUUGUUGGACGUACUGGAGCGGGUAAAUCCAGCCUAACCUUGUCUUUGUUUCGCAUUAUUGAAGCCGCUGGUGGUCGCAUAUUAAUAGACGAUGUCGAUAUAUCUACAUUGGGUCUUCAUACGUUGCGCUCCCGCUUAACAAUUAUACCUCAAGAUCCAGUAUUAUUCUCCGGUUCGUUACGCAUUAACUUAGAUCCAUUUGAAGUCAAGAAGGACGAAGAAAUUUGGAAAGCCUUGGAAUUAUCACAUUUAAAAGUUUUUGUUAAAACACUGCCGGCCGGCUUAAAUCACGAGAUUAGCGAAGGAGGGGAAAACUUAUCGGUAGGACAAAGGCAACUUGUUUGCUUGGCUCGUGCUCUAUUACGUAAGACGAAAGUAUUGAUAUUGGACGAAGCUACGGCCGCCGUAGAUUUAGAAACUGAUGACUUAAUUCAGAAAACGAUACGAACCGAGUUCAAAGAUUGUACGGUUCUAACCAUUGCCCAUCGUUUAAAUACAAUCAUGGAUUCGGAUAAGGUGAUCGUUCUGGAUAAGGGUGAAGUAACCGAAUUCGACUCACCGGUCAAUUUGUUAGAGAAUCCAUACAGUGCCUUCUAUGGCAUGGCAAAGGAUGCCAACUUAGUGUAAAUUUUUUUUUUGUUUUUUUUCAUUAUUUUGUUUGUUUCAGUUAAUUUUACGAAGACAAACCUGAUACAUUACAAGAACAGUAUAUAAUGUAAAUAGACCGAGAAGGUUAACUAUCGGGCAAUUAUGAAAAGAUUAAAUAGGCAGUAUAUCGAAGCUUUGCUGAGUUGUACUGGUAAAUGGAAAGUUGGUUUGAAUAUAGUUAACCUUCUAGGCGGACGCCUUACGACAUAAACGCUUACUUACAAAAACGUUUAGUAAUUUCUUUUCCUCCUUCUUUUCUUUUUGCUUUCUUUUUUGUUAAAUGUAUGUUUUUAUUUGAUUUGCAUUAUAGUGAUUUGAUUAGAUAAUUUUUUGUAUCUUAAAUGUUGGCUCGUUAAUUAUCCUUUAAUUUUCCAUAGUUAAUUGUUUUCUGUUCCCUUCGCUUCGUUUCAUUUUAAUUGAAUUUUUUAUUAAUUAACUUCUUUUCUAUUAAACAUAUUCUAUUCUCAGUCGUGGCAGUCGUCGUACUUACGAAAGCUCUAUCUAAAGUAUAUUUUCAAAAUUUAACUUGUUUAUACAUGUAUUAAUAUUUUGGGGAAAAUCAAAAUUUCAAGACGAAGAAGAAGAAGAAUAACAAUACUACUAAAAAGCAAUAAUGA